CUGGGAGCAUCCAGGCUGGGAAGGGACAAACCCUAAGUGCCAGGCAGCCCCAGCUCCUGCCUGCAGCUCUGGGGCACAGACACAGUGCCAGGGAGCUCAGCCAGGAAACAGAGCCAUCCAUUGAACCCUCUGCUCUGAGCCCAUCCCUGCAGGAGGAGAUCCCACCUGGGCCCACCCAGCUCAGGGAGAUCCCACCUGGGCCCACUCAGCUCCAGGAGAUCCCACCUGGGCACAGCCAGCUCCAGGAGAUCCCCCCUGCGCACACCCAGCUCAGGGAGAUCCACCCUGGGCACACCCAGCCCCAGGAGAGCUCAGAGGGCCCAGGAGCAGCUGCACAAAGGGGUUUGCUGAAGGGCCCCAGUGAUGUGUUGGCUGAGGGGAGGAAAAGCCCUGAGGAGCCACCUCUGGUUCCAGAAGAGGCUGUGAGGGAGCAGAUGGGUCCUGCUCAUCUUUUACCUGCAGAGGAGGCUUUGUCCGCCAUUCCAGAAGAGGCUGUGAGGGAGCAGAGGGGUCCUGCUCACCCUUUACCUGCAGAGGAAGCUUUGUCCACCAUUCCAGAAGAGGCUGUGAGGGAGCAGAUGGGUCCUGCUCAUCUUUUACCUGCAGAUGAAGCUUUGUCCACCAUUCCAGAAGAGGCUGUGAGGGAGCAGAUGGGUCCUGCUCAACCUUUACCUGCAGAUGAGGCUUUAUGCACCAUGCCUGAAGCUCCCUCAUCACCAGUGAAGAGAUUCCUGAGCUGUGUGCACAUCACACUCUCCCCCAGGGUCCAUCACCCCAGUGCCAGCAGUGCUGGGAAUGGGAUCAAGGUGUGGGACAAACCACCAGGGAAGGCUCAGACUUUACAAGCAGCUCCAGAAUCUUCAGUGGGAGGUGUUCCUAAAUCCCCUCGUGCUGAGGGCAUUCCCAGCCCAGCUGAGCCUGUGGCAGAUCCCAGCCAGGUGCGUUCCCCCAGGCAGGAACUGCAGGGCAGGACCAGAGCCCGGCUCACACAGGGCAUCCCCAGCUCUGCCACACCUGCCAGAAGGACUUCUGAUGCUGCCACCCAGAUCACCACGGAGAGUCCCACCAAAGCCACGUUCUCAGCAGAAAUCUGUGUGGAUCCCCAGGAGGGGGGAAGUGCUGCCCUGCAUCCAUCACUCCCCAGUGCCCCUGGAGCUCCUGGGACUGCAGCUCCACCCCACAAGGCCCCCGAAGCUCCUGGGACUGCAGCUCCAUCAAACAAGGUCCCUGGAGCUCCUGGGAUUGCAGCUCCAUCAAACAAGGCCCCCGGAGCUCCUGGGAUUGCAGCUCCACCCCACACAGAGAUUCCCCCCUUCCCAAGGCAGCCUGCCCAGCCCCUGCUGCUGCCCUACAAGCCCUCAGGAAGCUCUGGCAUGUACUAUGUGCCUUUCCAGAGAGCAGGAGCCAGCGUGGAGCCCAGCAGAGCCAGCUCCCACUCAGGCUCAGAGGAUGCUCCUGCUCCAGGGAUCCUGGCCCAGGUGCUGGCUCUGGGGGAUGAGCCCCCUGCAGCCAGGGCAGCUGCCCAGCACACAGGGACAGCCCAUGGGCACAGGCCUAAGCUGGCCUGGGCUGAGGGGCACAGGACACCACUGGAACAGCCUUCAGAGCUCCCAGCUGGUUCUCAGCGUGCAGAACCCUCCCGUGGUGUCCCUGAGCCCUGUGCCAUGCCCACCAGGCAGAGCUGCAGCCAGCAUGCCAGGGAGCCCUACAGGGACAGGGCUGGAGCUGGGCACGCUGCCCUGGGCACAGCAGGGCACUUCUUUGCCCUCCCUGCAGAGGCUGACGACAGCAGGAGCGAGGAGCUGAGUGCCUGGGGGUCCUUUGGGCACGGGGCAGCUGGCACGGGGCUGCACCAGGGCGCUGCUGGCACCGAUCCUGCCCCACGGGGCCCAGCUGCUCCCCUGCAGGACAGCCUGGGGAUGGCACCACGGCAGAGGGGCCAUGCCAGGGGCGGCCUGGACGAGCUGUGGCUGAGGUUCCUGGAGCGCCAGGGCACACAGCAGCAGCAGCAGCUCAGGAGGAACGGGGAGCUGAGCCUCGUGCAGCGCCUGGAUCGCCUGGCCAGGCUCCUGCAGAACCCCAUCAGGCACACCCUGGCACCCACAGCUGCUGGGGAGAGGGCUCCUGAGCAGGAAAUGCCGGGGAGGGAGCAGCCAGAACCUGGGCUGGCAGGAAAAGCCAGGUCUGGGAGCAGCACGGAGCCAAGGGGACCACGACUGGGACAGAAGCCACGUGUGAGCCAUGGCAGCAGCAGCCAUGGGGAGCCCAGUGCAGGGCAGAAGGUGAUCCAGCACCUGAGCAGGAUCCUGGAGGAGCAGCAGCACCUGGGCAGCAUCCUGGAGGAGCAGCAGCACGUGGGCAUGCCGAGUGACAGCUCCUCAGAGAGCAGGCUGAGCGGGGAGCCCAGCAGCUGCAGCACCUGCAGCACCUCUGCGUGGGACACGGGGACAGGGCUGGACACCUCCCCUGUCUCUGGGGACAGCAGCUCCCUGUCCCUGUCCACCAUUGACACAGCCAGGCUGCUCCAGGCCUUUGGGCAGCACAGGGUGGCCCCAAGCACUGACACCCCCAGCCCAAAGCUGUCCCCAGAGCUGUCCCCGAGGCUGGCCCGGCUGUACCGUGCCAUCAGCCAGCAGAAGAGGCGCUCUGAGAAGUGGCAGGAGCACAGUGAAGCAGCAGGGCCUGCAGGAUGUCCCCAGGGAGCUGCUCAGAGCCUCGGGAAGGGCCAGCAGAGCCAGAGCACCAUGCCCUUCUCAGACUCCACCUGUGCCAGCAGCAGCUCCUGGGGGCCCAGCUGUGCCCUGAGCCACAAGAGACGGGCUCGGAUGCUGAACAAAGGGAUCCAGGCAGGGGACCUGGAGAUCGUCAGCAGUGCCACCAAGAGGAACACCAGGGACGUGGGCGUGACCUUCCCCACGCCCAGGAGCAGCCAGCAGCUGUGGGAGCCCCCGGGGCAGGACCAGGGCACAGCCUGGCAGCAGCCCCGGGCACCGCCGGGCAGGAUCCUGACAGACACACGGACCAGGAGGAACAGGCUGCACUUCCAGCAAGGGGCUCCGUGGCUCGUCCCAGCAGAGGACUUGGAAUGUGAAUCAAGGAAAGAAAACCAGUUCAGUGCCCCUUCUGGCCCUGGGCCAGCCUGGUUUGAGCCCUGGAGCAGCACAAAGCCCUGGAGAGAGCCCCUGAGGGAGAAGAACUGGGAGGAGCAGCCCAGGCUGGGCCAGGGAGCAGUGACAGCCCCGGGGGCUGGCAGGGGGCUGGGGCAGCCCCUGGGCAAGCUCACCCUGCAGGAGGCGCUGGCCCUGCACCGUCCCGAUUUCAUCUCGCGCUCGGGGCAGCGCCUGAGGCACCUGCGGCUGCUCCGCGAGGAGAGGAGGCUGCACAAAGCCCAGAGGGAAACACUGCUGCCAGCCCAGAGGGAAACACUGCUGCCAGCCCAGAGGGACCAGCUCCUGCCAGCCCAGAGGGACCAGCUCCUGCCACCCCAGCAGCUGUUGCAGCCUGCAAGGAGGAGAAAAGACUGCAGGACUGCAAAUCACCUGUUGUCCAACCGAGGUUUCCUGAUAAGAGAAAAAAGAAGAGCAAUUCCCAAGCAUGAAAUGUUUCAAAGAUCUAAAAGGAUGUACGAGCAGCUCCCUGAGGUGAGGAGGAAAAGGGAGGAGGAGCAGAGGAGGCAGGAGUACAGCUCCUACCGCCUGAGGGCUCAGCUCUACAAAACUAAGAUCACCAGCCGUGUCCUGGGGAAGAAGGUGUCCUGGAGCUGACCUCAGCCAGCCUGGGCUGGGCACACACAGCCCUGGCACAGGAGAAGGCACUAAAUACUUCUGCAGCCCCACUUUGUGCUCUUGGCUCCCUUCUGUGCUCACUGGUCCUGCCCUACGUAAGAAUCAGGGAUUUGGGGAAGUGUCAGGGUUUUAAAUAAAUAGCUGGGGUUUUAUAGUGGUGUUAGGCACUUCAGAGGAAACACAGUCUGGAAGAACUUGGUUCAUAACAUAUUUAUAACUCCCUGAUUGGAAUAGCAGUUUUAUAUAUUUAUUUUCAACGGGUUUUAACGAAGAUUUUUAGAUUUUUUAAAACGCCUGUCUCAAUGUAGAAAAUUCACUUGUUAUGUUUUGUACUUCAAUAAAACAGCUGAGUUGUAAUAACUGCUGCAG
Zonotrichia albicollis (white-throated sparrow) is the source of this 4154-nucleotide messenger RNA. It is a transcript of the gene ALMS1, whose product is annotated as ALMS1 centrosome and basal body associated protein. Gene Ontology annotation, biological process: DNA recombination; regulation of centriole replication. NCBI's taxonomy places the organism in Eukaryota, Metazoa, Chordata, Aves, Passeriformes, Passerellidae. Gene Ontology annotation, cellular component: cytosol; centrosome; centriole. The record is from RefSeq and is a predicted model, not a curated record. Gene Ontology annotation, molecular function: microtubule binding; DNA strand exchange activity.